CUCGGCUCAAUGAGAAGUUUUGUUCUCACGCGUAUAAAGCAUCGAAACAUGAGUGUUUCGAACAUAAAACAAUUUUUCGAGUAAUUUUAUCGCACUCAUUUAUCAGAGAAUCGUAAGUUUUGUAUCACAGUGACGUUGCUGAAAAGCAGGCAAAUGAAACAAUCAGUCCAAUUUCAUACCGAGUGAAGUGCAAGAUCAUGCUACGUUGCAUCUUCUUACUGAUCACGUGCAUAUACACAGCGCGAAGUAUUCCUUGCGUACAUCGCGAUUUUGGAAACAACGGAACAGUCUGUGUAUGCAACGCUACUUAUUGCGACAGCACUCCCGUAUCCGAGGUUCUAGACAUUGGUUUCUACAUCCGUUACUCAUCAAGUGAAAACGGCUUGAGGCUUGACGAAACGCGUGGCGUUUUCAGGAAAGAAUGCAGUCUUGCUGAUGCAGAUGGUUUCCAACUAGACCUCGGUACUACCUUUCAACCAAUUCAUGGCUUCGGAGGCGCGUUUACUGACGCAGCGAGCUUCAACAUAAGAACAUUGAGCCCUGGGGCUCAGGAAAAUUUAUUAAGGACAUACUUCAGCAAGGAAGGUAGUAAUUACAAUUUAGGACGUGUACCAAUUGGCGGAACUGACUUUUCUAAAAGGCCAUACACGUACGAUGAUCACGAAGGUGAUGUGCUACUGAAAAAUUUCAGUCUAGCAAACGAAGACUUACUCUACAAAAUUCCAUUGAUGAAGAAAGCUUUAGAAAUUAAUCCGGAAGUUAAAUUUUUUGCGGCAGCAUGGACUGCUCCACCCUGGAUGAGAACAAAUCACAAUUACACAGGUUACGGAUUUCUACGAAAAGAAUACUACCAGGUAUACGCUAGAUAUCAUGAAGAAUUUUUGAACAAAUACGAGGAUCACGGAUUGAAAAUGUGGGCUAUUUCGGCAGGCAACGAACCCUUUUACGGUAUGCUAAGCAUCACUUAUUACAACAGUAUGGGAUGGCUACCGAGAGAUGUCGGCACAUGGAUAGCGAAUAACCUUGGUCCAACCAUCUGCAAAUCGAAGCACAGCAAAACUCUGAUUAUUGGCUAUGACGACGCAACGUCAGGUUUGGUCUCAUACGUCAAUGAAACAUUUUCGAAUGGGUUAGCUAGAAAGUAUAUAGCCGGUAUUGCUAUUCAUGGAUACACAGACACAAGCAUUCCCGCAAACGUACUUGACGGCGUCCAUGAAGACUAUCCUGAAAAGUUUCUGAUCCUUACUGAGUAUUCGAAUGGAAGUCCAGAUGCAGAAACUGGAAUUCUUGCUUUGGGUUCUUGGGAUCGCGGAGAAGAAUACAUAUUGGACAUCAUUCAAAAUUUACAAAACUGGGUAACUGGCUGGGUGGACUGGAAUCUUGCUCUGAAUAUAUAUGGCAAACCCAAUUGGAGAGGAAUCUUAGGAGAUGCUGCGGUUAUCGUAAAUCCAGAAAGCGACGAAUUUUACAAACAGCCAAAGUAUUACGCCAUCGCGCACUUUAGCAAGUUCAUUCCACCAGGUUCGAUAAGAAUAGGACUUACCCACGGCAUGACAUCCGUCAAGGCUGUGGCUUUCAAAACACUGAAAAACGAGACGGUCGUUGUGAUGUAUAACACAUACCUCACAGACCAGAAUGUGACUAUUUACGAUUCAAGAAGAGGGCAGAUCUCGUUAAAGUUACCACCGAAAUCUAUUCACACCCUCAUAUACUAUUAGGGCACGGUGUGAUUGAUUGAAUAUGCGCAUCAUCGUAUAAACAUAUUGCAGUAACCCGUAAGAAAUACGUGCAAAUCAUAUUACAGAAUCUCAUAAGCCGGAUGAUUAUGUAAACAGUAGCAUAUUGUGAUGCAAGUGUGGAAAGUAAGUGAUUCCAAAUGGGUUUGAAGUUUGCAUCGUGAGCCGCAAAGUCAAGCGUUGCAAUAGCACGAGUACUCAUGUGAACUCAACAGAAGUCAAUACAAGGCGAGCU
Molecule: messenger RNA, 1971 nt
Organism: Neodiprion fabricii
Lineage: Eukaryota; Metazoa; Arthropoda; Insecta; Hymenoptera; Diprionidae
Product: lysosomal acid glucosylceramidase-like
Exons: 7
Coding region: 198-1718 (506 amino acids)
Biological process (GO): glucosylceramide catabolic process
Molecular function (GO): glucosylceramidase activity
Source: RefSeq, a predicted model, not a curated record